Messenger RNA from Lucilia sericata (common green bottle fly), 2940 nucleotides. Its product is annotated as WD repeat-containing protein 36. The transcript is spliced from 5 exons. Gene Ontology annotation, biological process: rRNA processing. Bases 125 to 2896 code for a protein of 923 amino acids. Gene Ontology annotation, cellular component: small-subunit processome; Pwp2p-containing subcomplex of 90S preribosome. Gene Ontology annotation, molecular function: protein binding. Lineage: Eukaryota; Metazoa; Arthropoda; Insecta; Diptera; Calliphoridae. The record is from RefSeq and is a predicted model, not a curated record.
UUGAAAGUAGAAAAAUAAAAACGUUGGUCAACAGACAAGUUCCGCGUGUUUUUAAUAAUUUUUAAGAAAUUCUAAGUGAAAAUUAAAUAAAACAAACUGAAAAUCAUAUAAAAAUAAAAGAAAAAUGACAAAUUCGGGUGGAAAUGAAAUAGACAAAAGCCUUAAAGGAAAACAGCGUGAUAGUAGUGUGAUUUUUCGACGCAAUCGUUCUUUGGGCUAUGUAAGCAAUCACAUACCAGCAGUGGUACGCUAUAUACUGAGGCGUAAAGAUAAUUUGAUAACAACCUGCAUAGGACGUUCUUUCCAAGUCUACACCUCUAACCACUUCCGUUUGUUGCAUGUCAGUGGACAGCAUCCCGAUGAAAUUACCGCCUUGGCCACAGAUCGUUUUCAUAUUUAUACGGCCUGUAAUAAAUGGAUUUAUGCCUGGCGUGCUGGCAAGCAUGUAAGACACAUCUAUAAGGGACACACCAAAAAUGUUCAUCUACUUUUGCCCUUUGCUAAGCAUUUGAUAGCGGUGGAUGAGGCUAAUGUGUUAAAAGUUUGGGAUAUUGUAAAAGAAGAAGUGUAUUUGGAGGUUCCUUUUAAUGCAGAUGAAUUUCAAAUUACUGCCAUUGCCCAUCCUCCUACCUAUAUCAAUAAGGUGGUAUUGGGUUCAAAGCAGGGUCAACUAAAGAUCUGGAAUCUUAAGGAUAAUCGUUUAAUUUAUACAUUUACUGGUCAUGCAAGUCGUGUGACCUGUAUUGAACCAGCUCCUGCCAUUGAUGUGGUGGCAGUGGGUCAUCAAGAUGGCACCAUUGUUGUAAUUAAUUUGAAAUUUGAUGAAGUGCUAAUGGAAUUUAAGCAAGAUUGGGGUGCUGUUUCUAAAAUUACCUUCCGCACAGAUGGACCACCAAUUAUGGCAUCAGCUAGUACAAAUGGUUAUAUAGCAUUUUGGAAUUUGGAGGAGAAGAAGAUUGCUAGUCAAUUGCAAGCCCAUGAAGAUUCCGUCACCACCGCCAUUUGUUUGCCAAAUGAACCUUUAAUUCUUACCACUUCCCCUGACAAUUCUAUGAAAUUAUGGAUUUUUGAUUUAUCCGAUGGAGGAGCACGUAUGUUGCGCAUACGUGAAGGACACAAUGCACCUCCCUUAUGUAUACGUUAUCAUGGCAGUAACGGUCGUACUAUAUUAUCCUCAGGAGAGGAUAGUUCUCUUAGAGCUUUUAGCAUUAUAUCAGAAACUUUAAAUAAAAGUUUAGGCAAAGCUAGUUACAAUAAAAAAGCAUCGAAAAAGAAAAAUCGUUUCCAAGAGGACAAUCAUCGCAUGCCACCCAUUAUUGAAUUUACCACCGAAUUGACACGCGAAAAGGAAUGGGACAAUAUUGCAGCCAUUCAUACGGGCACUAUACAAACCACAACCUGGUCAUUUCAUAAAAAUCGUAUGGGUGAACAUCAUUUGAUACCCGAAAAGUUUACCAAUAGAAAUCGUAAAGAUUUUAAGGCAGAAACAACAUGUGUUACCUUGACCCAUUGUGGUAAUUUUGUUAUUAUUGGUUAUUCUAGUGGUGAUGUUGAACGUUUUAAUAUACAAUCGGGUAUUCAUAGAGCUAGUUAUGGUAAUCCUGCUCAUAAGGCUGCCAUACGUGGCGUGGCUUCUGAUAAUCUGAAUCAGGUGGUGGUUACCGGUUGUAGUGAUGGUUUAUUGAAAUUUUGGCACUUUAAGGAAAAUGCUGAUAAACCUCUAGCUCGCAUACAGUUUAAAGAUGGUAUUUCCCUAAUACGUUGUCAUCGAGAAAGUGCCAUGAUUGCUGUAGCACUAGUUGACUUCACCAUACUUGUUAUUGAUUUGGACACCAAAGUAGUGAUACGUAAAUUUCAGGGUCAUUCGGCCAAAAUCAAUGAUGUUACUUUUAGCCCCGACAGUCGUUGGCUGAUAUCAGCCUCUAUGGAUGCUACCAUUAAAAUUUGGGAUAUACCCUCUUCAUAUAUGAUUGAUCAUUUUAGAGUAGAAAAACCUUGUGUUUCUCUAACAAUGUCACCAACUGGAGAUUUUCUAGCCACAGCCCAUGUCAAUAAUUUGGGUAUUUAUUUGUGGGCCAAUAAGAUGUUAUUCAGUCAAAUUUCUCUGCGUUCCAUUAAUCCCAAAGCUGAGGCUCCCUAUGUGGGUUUACCAUCAAAUGUGGCUGAUCAAUUGAACUUGGAAGAAGCUGUAGAUGAACUUUCUAUGGAUGUUGAUGAUGAAGUGGAGGAAUUGGGCGAAGAGAUUGCUUUGAAAUAUGAAACACCUGAACAGUUAUCUAAGGAAUUGAUUACCAUGUCAGGUGUGGCAGCAUCUAGAUGGCAAAAUCUUUUAGAUUUAGAUAUCAUCAAAAAACGCAACAAACCCAAGGCACCACCCAAAGUACCCAAGCAAGCACCCUUCUUCCUGCCCACAGUGGCAGGUUUAGAAAUGAAAUUUGAUGUUAUCAACGCUAAAUCAGAUGAUGAAGAUUUGGAGUCGCGUGUUUUGCAAGCAACAUCUCUCAAUAAUCUAACAAAUUUCGGCAAAUUAUUAGAAGCUACCUCAUCGAGUCAAAACUAUGAAAAAUGCGUACAACAUCUCAAACAAUUAGGACCCUCAAUGAUUGACUUCGAGGUAAAAUCUUUACAUCCCAUAGGUGGUGGCACUGUCAAGGCCAUGGUAGAGUUCUUGAAAACCUUGAAAUACAUGUUUGAAUCUAAUCAAAAUUUCGAAUUAGCUCAAUCAUAUUUAAGUGUAUUUUUACGUUCACAUGGUUUAAAUUUAGUUGAAAUACCUGAAGUAAUGGAGACUUUAGAAGAAUUGUCUAAAGUACAAGAAAGUUCAUGGAGACAAGUGGAAGAAAAACUCAUGUAUGGCAUGGGUGUGGUAGCAGCCUUAAGAAAUUUUGUACAUUAAGUGUGUAAUAGUUUUAUGAAAAAAAUCAAGUUUAUCUAAAUGUU